UUUUAAAAAUUUGUCGUGGUAGAGUUGGACCAUGAAGCCCAUGUUAUUGAUAGAAGAAAACCCUGAUUUCCUCUCUUGAUUCGGGACACCCUUUUUGCUCUUUCUCUUCUUCAUUCCGUUAAACGAUUUGAUCGUCGUCGGAGAAGGUGAGACGGCUCCGGUGGGAGCCACGAUCGGUUUGCUGGCGGAGACUGAGGCUGAGAUCGAUCGAAGAACCUCAGAGCAAAGCCGCCUCGAAAUCUUCCUCUGCCUCUCCCGUUGUUGUUCCGUCUCCUCCUCCUCCGACUGCUUCGUCUCCUGCGCCGGCGAUCGCUCAGCAUGCUCCGGUGGCGACGGUGUCUGACGGUCCGAGGAAGACUGUAGCGACGCCGUAUGCUAAGAAGCUUGCAAAGCAGCAUAAAGUGGAUAUCAGAUCCGUUGCGGGAACUGGACCAUUCAGUAGGAUCACUGCUUCUGACGUGGAGGCUGCGGCUGGGAUCGCUCCCUCCGUGGCGGCACCACCGCCUCCUGUGGUGAACGCAAGCUGCAAAGGUUUGCUCUAAGAUUGAUUUUUCAUCAAAUUAACAAGAUAUCGUUGAUCACUGAGAUCAGUCCUUUUGUUGACUUUCUUACAUUGUCUCUUUUAUCACCUGAAGACUGUAAAACCAGUUCUAUGUUAAUAUGGUCUCUCCUUCUUUUGUUCAAACUUUUUGUGAAAAUUAGAAAAAAUAAAUGUUUGAGUAAAUACAAUCAAUGGGUACACUCAUGUUUCUGAUUUUUAGGAGUUAUCGGACCUGUAACGAAACAGUGAUUUGCUAUAAAAGGUGAGUGUUUUCAUUCAAAAAUAAAAAUAAAAGGUGUGUUGCUUUUUGUAAUGUUUCCUUUGGAUUUAUAUUUAUUGACACAAUGUUGUUUUAUCAGUUGAUCUGAUUUGCUUUAAUAUUGCUCUGUCUAUACUGUGAUAGUUUAAGAUUCUUCCUGUGUGGGAGAGCAGGCCAGGUGAAGCAACAUAAAAAGCGUAGUAUUCACUACACCAAAGGAAACAGAACUUUGCCAGAUUGAUGUUCCGUUGAAAUUUACAGCGUUCAUGUAUACCAGAGUGCAUUGGUUCAAUGUUCUCUUUAAUGGAAGCACAAAGAUGGUCCACGACUGCUACUGGUCACCAACAAGGCAACAACACUUUGGUAACAAAUAAGAUGUAUUCUCUCCAGCCUAUUCAUGUCAUGGCAGGGCAAGAAAUCAGUGGUAAACUUCAUUUGGUUGUCCACAGGAAAAGUGUGGGGCCCAGCGCCGAUAAGGGUGGAAUCCUUCACACAUCAUCGUGCAAAUUCAACUUGAAGGAACCCUAUUAUAGAAUGUCUCAGCCCUCUUGCACAAGAACCACCAGCACAACCGUAAGUAAGCAUGUUGUGAUUGUUGAUACUGAGCCCGAGCUAGAGAAAUCGGAAUUUUUGGUAAUGUCUUUGGAGAAAUGUGUUAAACAGCUCGAGGAAGAAAGAGCAACAGAAGAGACUUAUCAUCAUCAGCAGCGGAAGUGUAAACUCUGAAAGAUGCAAUGCAUCUUGCGAGAGGCAAGAGAUGGGCCAAUUUAAAUAUGGGGUUGAAUUAGCAGAGACAAGCUAUUGAAUAUAUAGUAUUUAGUUUUCUUAUUUUUGUGUAUACUGGAUUUCAUUUAUUUCUCCAAAUUCAAUCAUAGUAUUUUUUUUGUUCUAAAUAAAUUAAACUAUUGAUUGAUUUUUUUUAUUUGCA
Molecule: messenger RNA, 1728 nt
Organism: Brassica rapa (field mustard)
Lineage: Eukaryota; Viridiplantae; Streptophyta; Magnoliopsida; Brassicales; Brassicaceae
Product: probable histone-arginine methyltransferase 1.4
Source: RefSeq, a predicted model, not a curated record